AUGGAUGCGCCUGGCGAGACAAAGGCGAAUGGGGGUGCCGACAAGGGCCUCACAGAGAAUGACGCAACUACGCGCAGCCGAUCAUCCUCCGAUACGAAUCCCCACGAGCACGAUCGACGUCAUCAAAGUAGUGAAGAUGAAUCCGGCGGCAGUGAUGAUGGAGAUGAAGAUGAAGAUGAAGAUGCGGAAGAAACUGAAGACGAAGAUGAAGAGCCAAAGCUCAAAUACGCAUACCUCUCUAAGCAUUUAGGCUCGGUUUAUCGCAAUGGAGACGCGACCAGCACAUUCCUCGUUGCAGGAGACAAGAUGAUUGUGGGAACACACAACGGUGUCAUUCAUGUUCUUUUAUUACCCUUUCUGCGAUCUCUCCGAGUAUACCAGGCCCAUUCAGCCAGCGUUACUUCCAUAUCUAUAUCUCCAUUCCCGCCGCCUUUGCCGAAUUCAAAGUUUGAUGCACCAGCCAGACAAGCCGCGGACGAUUACCGCUCUCCGACACGGGCCUCCACGAGCUCGGGCAGUAUACGGGGUCAGCCAAGGCAACACCCACAAGCGACGGUCCCAGAUAUACCUUCCAAUUCAUUCUAUAUUGCUUCGGCGUCGAUUGACGGCAACGUGUGCAUAUCAUCGCUAGUGGAUCCAAAAGAUAUCCUCAAACGAAACUUUGGGCGACCUGUUCAGGCAGUCGCCCUCUCGCCGGACUACAAGAAUGACAGAACGUUUAUUUCCGGCGGCCGUGCAGGUGAAUUAAUUCUAACAACUGGUGGUCGUGUUGGCGUCAGUUCAAAUGCUACUACAAUGGGAGGGGCAACCGCGGCGGCAUCAAGUUGGCUAGGCUCAAUGGGACUGGGCAAUAAUAGCGGAAAAGAUACCAUCUUGCAUAGUGGCGAAGGUGCUAUUAGUACGGUCCGGUGGUCUUUAUCUGGCAAAUAUGUCACCUGGGCCAAUGAAGAGGGAAUCAAGAUCAUGCGCUCAAACUUGCACCUAGAAUCAACAGAGUCCGAGUUUGCGUGGAAACGGAUCAGCCAUAUAGAUCGACCAAAUGGGCCGGGGUGGGAAGAAAUGGCCAGCGUCUGGAAGGCACGUGCUGAAUGGAUUGAUCAGUCGGCUUUAGACGACCAUGAUAACCCCGACUCCAAGGAUGACACAACGCACCAAAAACCACCGCCUCCGGGACCAGCAGAGAAAGUUGAGAAGCUUGUCGUAGGCUGGGGAGGGACCGUGUGGGUUAUUGACGUUUACCCAGACCGGGCGAGCAAGCAUUCGAAGGGCGAGAAAUAUGGCUCUGCAGAGGUCACUACAAUCCUGCGAACAGAUUGUAUGAUAUCUGGAAUUUCCUUGUAUACGCCUCGUCUUCUGGUCAUCCUGGCAUAUAUUGAGCCGGAAGACGACCAGAAGAGUUCUGGCUCACGGAAUCGGCAGAAAGGCCAAGAGCCUGAAUUACGACUUAUCGAUUUGGAAACAAAAGAAGAGCUCAGCGCUGACACACUUUCCGUCAAUCGAUUUGAAGGCCUGGCUGCAUCGGACUAUCAUCUGAGCGUCUUGCCCCCAUGGAAAACCCCCGAAGGGCAGAUAGUUCAGCGUGGGGCCCUAGGUACUCUUGGUCACGGCCUAUUAGACGCAACGAUGUACUCUGCCCGACUGUUCAGCUCCGGUGCUAGCAUCCGCAGUACCACCAGCAGUGGUGACAGGGUUUCUGCAAGAGUUCCUCCUUCAUUCAGCUCCAGACACUUUCCAGUCGACGAGCUUCCCAAGGAAGCCCAGGACGUUGCAGCCGCUUCAGGCGCAAAGAUCUUUGUGCAUAGCCCAUACGACUGUGUUGUUGCUGUGAAGAGGGAUCUUUCUGAUCGGCUGGCUUGGCUCGAUUCCCGUGGGCAAUACGAAGAGGCAUGGAAGCUUCUAAAUGAACACCCCGAAGCUGCAGGCUCAGCCUCGGUCUUGAAAGAAGCAAUUGAAGGGUCCAACAAACCCCAAUCAACUCUAGGUGACUUUUUUGCGGACGACCGAUCAUCGAUAAUGACCGCUCGGAACCAAAUUUCCGCUGCGGACGAGGAAAAAGUUCGGCUUGGUGAAUUGUGGGUCGAGCAGCUUAUUCGCGAAGCAAAAUGGAGCGAAGCUGCUCAAGUCUGUAACAAAGUUUUGCACAGUGCAUCUCGGUGGGAACAUUGGGCUUGGGAGUUCUUCAAGAAUGAGAAAGUGGAUGAUAUUACCCCUUAUAUUCCCACGGACCUGCGCAACGCGCUAUCCACGGAGGUAUACGAAGUCAUCCUCAGCCACUAUGUCUGCCGAGACUUGACUCAAUUCAAGGAGUUGAUUGAGGGAUGGCCGUCUGAUUUGUUCGACUCCAACAAUGUGGCAUUGGCGAUCCAAGAUCGGCUCAAUUCCAUUUCAAUGCACGAAGAUUCUGAGGAAUGGAGGAUCUUGACGGACUGCCUUGCCAAAAUGUUUGUCGUGGGCGGCCACCAUCGGGAGGCCCUACAUUGCUACAUUAAACUACAGGAUGCCGAUGCUGCCAUGUCAUUGAUUAAAGAACAUCACUUGGUCGAUGCCGUGGCCGAUGAUGUUGUGCCGUUCAUCAUGAUUCGUAUAUCCAAGGCGCAGAUCAAAUCAGCACCGACAUCAGAAUUGGAAGAGCUAGCCGCUGAGCCAAUUCAAUUGCUUGCCAGGGAGGCUUACUCAGGGAUUGUCCCCCCAGAAACGGUGGUAAAGCAGCUGAAUGCCGCAAAUCGUGUUCUGUUCGUCUACAUCUAUCUCCGAGCUCUAUGGCGUGGUGAAUUCCUGCCACAGGAUACCUCGAAGCCUCCAAGAGGUCGCGGGGCCUACGCCAGAGACGCAGCGAGCAAGCUAGCUGCAGCCGAGGGAAAGGCUUUGAUCGAUCAAUUUGCCGAUACAGCCGUGGAAGUAUUCGCCGACUAUGACCGACCUCUGCUGAUGGAGUUCUUGCAAACGAGCAUCUCCUACACCUUCGAGACCGCAACCUCAAUCUGCGAACAACGUCACUUCACACCGGAAUUAAUCUACCUCUUGUCCAAGAUGGGCCAAACGAAGCGAGCCUUGAACCUCAUUCUGUCAGAUCUUAAGGACGUAUCUCAGGCCAUCUCAUUCGCCAAGUCGCAAGACGAUCCGGAUCUUUGGGAAGACCUUCUUGACUACUCAAUGGACAAACCAAAGUUCAUCCAUGGGCUCCUCGUGGAAGCCGGAACAUCCAUAGAUCCCAUCAAACUCGUGCGUCGAAUCCCCAGCGGUCUAGAGAUCGAAGGCCUACGAGACGGCCUCACACGCCUGAUCCGCGAGCACGAUCUACAGGCGAGUAUCAGCCAAGGCGCCGCACGCGUCAUGCAGGGCGAAGUCAACCUGGGACUAGACACACUACGCAAGGGACAACGUCGCGGAAUCGCAUUCAACAUAACCGAGGACAAUGCAGCGGAUGCGAAGCACGCGGAUCCAUCCUCGAUCUCCGCACCGAAGAACCAGAAUCCUGAAACCGCAUCCCUGUCUACCGUUUCCACGAAGCCCGCUGCAUCUAAACGAGGAAUAUGCGGCGGAUGCCAAGCCCCGUUCAGUACGAACGAACGAGAAAUCCUCGUCGGCUUUGCUUGUGGCCACGUUUUCCAUCUGUCCCACCUGCACGAGGAAGGCUCACAGCAAUACUCGAGCACCAGCAGCGUGGUAGAUCGUACUCCCCGUCCCUCGUCUCCGUCCGAGGAGCUGUCGUCAACGGCUUCCCGCACCGUGGGCCCCAAGGUGACAACCGCGCGACUGUUGCGAGACAAGAUUGGAGACGGAUGCCGGAUUUGCGCAUUAACACGGAAGAUCGAAUCUCUCGGCAACGAAGGCGAAGAGGUAUGA
Messenger RNA from Penicillium verhagenii, 3846 nucleotides. RefSeq lists its product as uncharacterized. The transcript is spliced from 4 exons. Lineage: Eukaryota; Fungi; Ascomycota; Eurotiomycetes; Eurotiales; Aspergillaceae. Gene Ontology annotation, biological process: macroautophagy; cellular response to starvation; vesicle-mediated transport. Gene Ontology annotation, molecular function: protein binding. Bases 1 to 3846 code for a protein of 1281 amino acids. Gene Ontology annotation, cellular component: HOPS complex; late endosome. The record is from RefSeq and is a predicted model, not a curated record.